AUGGAGCCUACACCUGACUGUAGCAAUAGAUGCAAGGAUGAUAGCAAUAUAGAAGAUUUAAAUUCUUUAGAGUGCACUUUGAAGACAAUUAAAAACAGUCCUUGUUACUAUAUUGGCAUACCCUCAAAUUGUUAUAAUUUAGUUAGUUUGAUUCAAGAACGGACAAACAUACCUUUUAACCAUAUCUUACUAUGUCUAAAAAAGAUUAGGUUAAAUAAUUCAUUCCAUGAACUAGCUGAUUACUUUGGCAUUGAUAGAACUGAUGCUAGCAAAAUAUUUUUGAAAAAUGUACCUAUUAUAGCCACUGUAAUGCGUCCUUUCAUUGCAACAUUAAGUAAGGAAAUUAUUGAAAAUCAAUUACCUAUUGCUUUUAGACAUAGAUUCAAUAAGGUGACUUGUAUAAUAGACUGUUUGGAGAUUGAAGUAGAAAUACCCUCAAAGACCCUAAAUAAAGCAUUUUGCUGGUGUGAAAAUAAGAAAGCCCACACUAUUAAAUACCUCAUAUCUUAUACCCCUAAUGGCUUGAUACAUUAUGUUUCAAGUGGUUAUGGUGGCCGAACAACAGAUAUAAGCAUUGUUGAAAGUUCAGAAUUUUCAAAAUGUUUGCAACCCAAUAUGUGGGUAAUGGCAGAUAGAGGGUUUAAGCAUAUAGAUGUUUAUUUACAAAAAAUGGGUGUGCUAUUAGUACGGCCUCCAAAUAUUGAAUUUGGAGCUGAGUUAAGUAAAUCUGUAGCCAAAGAAAAUAAACAAAUAGCAAGCAUAAGAAUUUAUGUUGAGCGGGUGAUAGGACGAUUACGUGAAUUCAACAUGUUAAAACCACAUGCCUGUCUUGAUUCAAGUUUGGUUAAAGUUCUUGAUGAUGUUGUAACUAUAGCUUGUGCUUUGAUUAAUAUACAAGAUUCACUUAUUCAAUAA
Molecule: messenger RNA, 915 nt
Organism: Helicoverpa armigera (cotton bollworm)
Lineage: Eukaryota; Metazoa; Arthropoda; Insecta; Lepidoptera; Noctuidae
Exons: 1
Coding region: 1-915 (304 amino acids)
Source: RefSeq, a predicted model, not a curated record